Molecule: messenger RNA, 1287 nt
Organism: Exophiala viscosa
Lineage: Eukaryota; Fungi; Ascomycota; Eurotiomycetes; Chaetothyriales; Herpotrichiellaceae
Product: protein kinase gsk3
Exons: 6
Coding region: 1-1188 (395 amino acids)
Biological process (GO): signal transduction; protein phosphorylation
Cellular component (GO): cytoplasm
Molecular function (GO): protein serine/threonine/tyrosine kinase activity; ATP binding; protein serine/threonine kinase activity
Source: RefSeq, a predicted model, not a curated record
AUGUCGCAGAACAGGCCUGGAGGUGUCUUCUCUGGCUUGCGCAUGGGCGAGGUAGUGAGGGAGAAGGUCCAGGAUGGCCUUACCGGCGAAACAAGAGAGAUGCAAUAUACACAAUGCAAAAUUGUUGGUAACGGAUCGUUCGGCGUGGUUUUCCAGACAAAGCUUUCUCCGAGCGGAGAGGAUGCUGCGAUUAAGCGGGUUCUUCAAGACAAACGAUUCAAGAAUCGUGAACUACAGAUCAUGCGGAUUGUGCGGCAUCCGAAUAUCGUGGAGUUGAAAGCCUUCUACUACUCGAACGGAGAGCGGAAAGAUGAAGUCUACCUCAACCUCGUCCUCGAAUACGUCCCUGAGACUGUCUACCGAGCGUCCCGAUACUUCAACAAACUGAAGACUACCAUGCCCAUUCUCGAGGUCAAACUCUACAUCUACCAACUGUUCCGAUCGUUGGCCUACAUCCACUCGCAGGGAAUCUGCCAUCGAGACAUCAAGCCGCAGAAUCUUCUGCUCGAUCCGACAACUGGAGUCUUGAAGCUGUGCGAUUUCGGAAGUGCGAAGAUCCUGGUUGAAAAUGAGCCAAACGUCUCCUACAUUUGCUCUCGAUACUAUCGCGCACCUGAAUUAAUUUUCGGUGCAACAAACUACACAACCAAGAUCGAUGUCUGGUCGACUGGUUGUGUUAUGGCAGAGUUGAUGUUGGGUCAACCUCUGUUUCCCGGCGAAUCGGGUAUUGACCAACUCGUCGAGAUCAUCAAGGUCCUUGGUACUCCGACCCGAGAUCAGAUUCGCACCAUGAAUCCGAAUUACAUGGAGCACAAAUUCCCUCAGAUCAAGCCUCACCCGUUCAAUAAGGUUUUUCGGAAGGCCUCGCCUGAUGCCAUCGACUUGAUAUCGGCUCUUUUGGAGUACACACCAACACAACGAUUGUCGGCUAUCGACGCAAUGAUUCAACCAUUCUUCGACGAAUUGAGAGAUCCGAAUACGCGUCUACCGGACUCCAGACAUGCUGGUGGUGCCUCGCGCGAGCUUCCAGCUCUCUUUGAUUUCUCUCGACAUGAACUUUCUAUCGCACCUCAUCUCAACAGCAAGCUUGUUCCACCACAUGCACGAUCACUCCUAGCUUCUAGGGGUAUUGACCUGGACAACUUCACCCCACUCUCCAAGGAUGAGAUGAUGGCUCGCCUUGAUUGAUUCACGCAAGCAAUGGCAAAAUAUUUACGAAGUCACGUCCGAGAGGAAUCUUGUUCAUCGAUACGUGCAUGUCCCUUGGCGUUCUUGCAACGUAUCGCC